AAGAGUAAAGUUCGAAUUCCGGUAAAAGUUAUAUCCAGAAAACAAAAUUAUGCAUCCAUGUUUAAUUUCAUCUAAUUAAGUACCACUUUAAUUUGUUGCUAUCAAGCCUUGCUUUCAAAUAAAUAUUGAACUAAAAUAAAUCCCCGGUUUCGAAAUUACUUAGUGAAAUGAUUACUUAAUAAUCGGUUAAUGCAGUCCGACGAUAAGGCUGGAUUUCCUGUUCAAGAAUUCAAAUCGGGAGUUAUCUACAUUUCACCCGGCCAAAUCCGAACAAAGCCGGUUGUUGAAAAACCAACAAGCUCUUCUUCUGCAUCAGAAAUUACAAGUUCGAAUAUUCCCGAGAUGGCUGCAAAGAAACUUCUUGACAUUCAGCCUUCAGAGCUCAAGUUUAACUUUGAGCUGAAAAAGGACGUCACUUGUUUGCUUCAAUUGACAAACACAAGCGAUAAUACUGUCGUCUUUAAAGUAAGUUUCCAUUAUACCAUGGCCGGAAAAUCGAUCGAUUGUAAAAUUGUUUACAGAAGCGAAGUUGAUAUAUAUAUGUAUUUUAUACGUCGACAUGAAUAACCAUACAUUUUAUUUGUUUAGGUGAUAACUAAUGAUCGAAAUAAGUAUCGUGUUCGACCAAACAUUGGGAUUAUUUUGCCUAAAUCAUCUAGUAACAUCAUUGGUAACUUUUCUUUGUUUGAUUUUUUCAUUGUAUCGUUUCGCUCUAUCUCGUAUA
Molecule: messenger RNA, 724 nt
Organism: Erythranthe guttata (spotted monkey flower)
Lineage: Eukaryota; Viridiplantae; Streptophyta; Magnoliopsida; Lamiales; Phrymaceae
Source: RefSeq, a predicted model, not a curated record